UGUGUGUGUGUGUAUUAUAAAUACAGCUCUGAUCAGCUUUCAGAAAUCUUCUGCUGGACACGUCUCUGCUCUCAGAUCCUCCGUCCGUCAACAUGAGUCCCAGAAACGUCGUCUUUAAGAAAGUUUCCCGCGACAAGUCGGUGACGGUCUACAUGGCGAACAGAGACUUUGUGGAUCACUGCGACUUCGUGGACCCGGUCGAUGGAGUUAUUGUGAUCGACCCACUGCAGCUCAAAGGAAAGAAAGUCUACGUGAUGCUGUCGUGUGCGUUUCGGUACGGCCGUCCUGGCGAGGAUGUGAUGGGCGUGGCGUUCCACAGGGAUCUGUUCCUGGUCACCCGGCAGGUUUACCCCGAGCUGCAGGACAAAGAGAAGCUGACGCACACGAAGAUCCAACACAAGCUGCUGCGAAAGCUCGGAGACAACGCCUUCCCCUUCUUCUUCGAGUUUCCAGACAACCUGCCGUGUUCUGUUGCUCUGCAGCCCGGACCCUCUGACGUGGGGAAGAAAUGUGCAGUGGAGUUCGAGGUAAAAGCUUUCUGUGGAGAGAGCCAGGAUGACAAGAUCGACAAACAGAGUUCGGUGCGUCUCAGCAUCCGUAAGAUCCAGUACAGUGCAGACAACAGCCAGCUGGUUCCUGCUGCAGAAACUACCUUUGAGUUCCUGAUGUCAGAGAAACCACUGACCAUCAAAAUGAGCAUGCCCAAAGAGACGUUCUACCAUGGCGAGCCUGUCAGAGUGAACGUAGAAAUCACCAACUCGUCCAGCAGGAACAUCAGAGACAUCAGUGUUUCAGUGGAACAGGUGACCAACAUUGUUCUUUACUCCAACGAUAAAUAUGUCAAAUCAGUGGCCAAAGAAGAGACAAAUGACUGUGUCCCCUCGGGGACAAGUCUAAAGAAGGAGUACGUUCUCUAUCCUCUUCUGGCUCUCAACAAGGACCGGAGGGGACUCGCUCUGGACGGACGACUCAAACAUGAAGACACCAACCUGGCUUCAUCCAGCAUAGUGAAACAGGAGGUGCUGAAGGAGGUCCAGGGGAUUCUUGUUUCCUAUAAAGUGAUGCUGAGGAUGAUCGCUGCUGGGACGCUUGCAUCCAGCGAGGUGUCUCUGGAGCUCCCAUUCAGACUGAUGAACCCUAAACCUGACCCAGCCAAAGACAGUGAGCUGGGUGACAUGGUAUUUCAGGAGUUUAAACGAGUCUACCUGAAGGGCGUCGUCUACGGAGACGAUGAAGAGUCUCCCGCUGAGGCAUAAACUACAAAGAU
Messenger RNA from Perca flavescens (yellow perch), 1267 nucleotides. Its product is annotated as S-arrestin. NCBI's taxonomy places the organism in Eukaryota, Metazoa, Chordata, Actinopteri, Perciformes, Percidae. The coding region runs from base 93 to 1256 and encodes 387 amino acids. The record is from RefSeq and is a predicted model, not a curated record. Gene Ontology annotation, biological process: G protein-coupled receptor internalization; signal transduction. Gene Ontology annotation, cellular component: photoreceptor inner segment; photoreceptor outer segment. Gene Ontology annotation, molecular function: G protein-coupled receptor binding. The transcript has 16 exons.